GGUGACGAUGAUGAAGGAAAGCUCUUUACCCCUGAGGAAUAUGAAGAGUACAAAAGAAACGUAUUACCAAUGCGGUUACAGAACAGGUUGUACGUGAGCUGGAGAUCACCAACUGGCAUGGACUGUAAGCUUGUGGGACCGGAGACGCUGUGCUUCUGUACUCACCGGUAUAAACAACACAAAACGGACUAUGAAGUGAUUCCCAAAGACCGUCCCAUUUGUGUGCCUUGUAGAGUGAGCCGUUGUCUGUGCCAGUCCUAUCACUAUGUCCCUCUAAAUGGCACACAGCCCAUCCGUUGCAGAUGCAAACACUUUGCCGAUCAGCACAGUGCAGCACCUGGAUUUUCAUGUAACUCUUGUUCCAAGUGUUCGGGCUUCCACAGUUGCUUUACCUGUGCAUGUGGUCAGCCCACACAUGCUCAUGAAACGGUUGUGGAAACUAAACAAGAGCGCUUAGCCCAAGGAAAGCCUGUGGGGCAGGAUGUUCCGUAUGCUGCUAUGGGAGGACUGACUGGUUUUAGUUCACUAGCAGAAGGCUACAUGAGACUCGAUGACAGUGGAAUAGGGGCUCCUUCUGCUGAACUUUCAGAAUCCACUGUUACCAGCAUGGAUCAUCCAUUUCUAAAAGCAUUUCAGGGACCUCCUACUUCUGCUCAGACCAUCUCACAGAUAGCAGGUUGUUCUAGUGCCACAAGGCAAAUUUCUGAUGGAAAGCAUUCAGAAGAUGACGACAUGGCUUACUUUGAAAAACGUUAUCAAGAACAGCUGAAAAAGGAGAAGGCUGCUAAACGGAAAGAGAAAAGUCCAAAGAAGCC
Messenger RNA from Tauraco erythrolophus (red-crested turaco), 815 nucleotides. The record is from RefSeq and is a predicted model, not a curated record. NCBI's taxonomy places the organism in Eukaryota, Metazoa, Chordata, Aves, Musophagiformes, Musophagidae.